Messenger RNA from Paramuricea clavata, 1305 nucleotides. The record is from the annotation of a GenBank genome assembly. Lineage: Eukaryota; Metazoa; Cnidaria; Anthozoa; Malacalcyonacea; Plexauridae.
AUGUUAUGUUAUUCAAUUUUGUGGUCACAUGACCACGAACGACUACGGCGUUGUGACCAAUAUGGCGAAGAAGGAAUGCAAACCAUGGGAGAAAUGUUUGAAAGUGGGGAAGCUUUAGCGGCAGAAAAUGAAAAGGCAGAGCUUGAUGUGUUAGUUGAUGUGAUAAAUGAACACUUGGACUAUUUUAAUGAGGACAAGGACUUCGAGAAAGAGGUUGAAGAUGCCGUUCAGGAGAUUGAAAUACCACCAAAACAUCCGUGUCCAAAUUGUACGAAAAUAUGCAAAUCAAAAGGCGGUCUCACUCGUCAUAUACGAUCAAAGCAUACGCUCCUUGAGACAAAUGAUGGCAAAGAUGACAACAGCGCUAGCACUGCAACCAAGCCAACCAUUUCAAAAGCGAUUGUAGAGGAUUUGUUUAAAAAAGCUAACUCUAAAAUCAAGGAUAUUUUAUAUGGGGAGGAAAUCGUUAUUAUUUGUAAGAAUCUAAAGCCAUCUUCGUUUUGUGUUGACGUUCUCGAUAAACUUCAUGGACGUUUCAUCAAGAAAUCGAAUCAAGAUACUUUGGUAAGUGAACUAUACAAACUCUUGUCGAAAGAACCUGAGAAACUUGUCGACAACCAACCAACUGAUAAACGGUGGUCAGUCGAGCAAAUUAGAAUCGCUGUGAAUCUGUUGUUUAUCCAUUUACCCGAGUUACUCGUUUUGGCAACUUGCAAGAGCCAAACUAGUGAACAAACUAAAGAUAUACCUGAAGUGAAUGAAAGGGAACAUGGUCCCCUUUCUUACUUGAUUGGAUCAGUCAUUUCCAAAAUGUUCAGGACAAGCAAAUUUAGAAAGAAAUCCAUGUUAGAAAGUACAUUAACAAAUAAAGAAGAACUUCAGGAUCUGCUGCAAUCAAUGAAACGACCUGACAAUGAAUAUAUUUUAUCACUUUCAAGAGGAGGACUGUGGACUCCGUGUGACGAUUUAAUUGCUAUUGGGUUUGAAAUAGAGAAAACAUUUCGAUAUAAAACUGUUGCUCAUGAUGUUACAAAACCUAUUCCAAUUUCAGAAUUACGGACUAAUAUACUAGAAAAUCCAAAAGUGAAGAGCCUUUGGAGCAACAUCAUACAAGAAUGCCCUUACUUGAUAUCUCACGAUUGUUCGAAAGUUUGCCUUGAGAACAUAACCUUUUUAUAUUUAAAAAUUCGAGCAUUCUCCUUUUCGAGAGAUUUAAUUAAUAAAUAUAGAAAACAAAACAGUUCAAAUAGCAAGAAGGCCUUAAGGAAAACUCUACAACAGAAAUCAGAGGUCAAUCCUGAAUAG